AUGCCCCCGAUCCCACCCCAGCGAGAAAAGAGGAUAGUGGGCACCUCCCUGAAACUCUACUUCGACCUACCGAGUACACUCAACUACAUCGAUGCCGUCGCCCAACUCUCAUCUGCGGCAGAAGAAGCCAACGUCGACCUCUUCGUGAUCCCGGACUUCGUCACUCUUCUUCCUGCUGCGGAAAAGCUGAAGAACACUUCUGUACAGCUGGGAGCUCAGGAUUGCUGGUAUGAAGACAGAGGUGCUUUCACGGGCGAAGUGAGUCCUGUCGUCUUGAAGCAGGCCGGUGUGAAGAUUGUAGAGAUCGGGCAUGCAGAGCGGAGACGGCUGUUUGGGGAGACGGAUCAGGAUGUUGCUAAGAAAGCCGCUGCGAUAGUGAGGAACGGGAUGGUGCCUUUGAUCUGCAUAGGGGAGAAAAGUAAAGGCUCCGGCAUCGCCUCAGCAGCCGUAGGACAAGCCGUCAGCGAAUGUACCACCCAGAUUACUGCUGCACUAUCUCAACUUCCAAGCGAGGCGGAAGUUAUCUUGGCGUACGAGCCUGUGUGGGCUAUUGGUGCCAGUGAACCGGCGGGUGCGGAUCAUGUGGUGGCUGUUACGCAGCAAUUGAGGGCUUUGAUUAAGGGAACAGGGAGGACGGGGAGGACGAGGAUAUUGUAUGGUGGGAGUGCGGGUCCGGGUACGUUCGGGAAGCUGAAGGACGGGGUUGAUGGGUGCUUUUUGGGACGGUUUGCGCAUGAUGUUGGGAACUUGGGGAAGGUUAUCCAGGAGAUGAAGGCCUGA
This is a messenger RNA of Recurvomyces mirabilis, 780 nucleotides long. RefSeq lists its product as uncharacterized. The record is from RefSeq and is a predicted model, not a curated record. The transcript has a single exon. Gene Ontology annotation, cellular component: cytosol. Gene Ontology annotation, molecular function: triose-phosphate isomerase activity. Gene Ontology annotation, biological process: glycolytic process; glyceraldehyde-3-phosphate biosynthetic process; glycerol catabolic process. NCBI's taxonomy places the organism in Eukaryota, Fungi, Ascomycota, Dothideomycetes, Mycosphaerellales, Teratosphaeriaceae. The coding region runs from base 1 to 780 and encodes 259 amino acids.